Phycodurus eques (leafy seadragon) is the source of this 3367-nucleotide messenger RNA. RefSeq names its product Kruppel like factor 5a (gene klf5a). The record is from RefSeq and is a predicted model, not a curated record. NCBI's taxonomy places the organism in Eukaryota, Metazoa, Chordata, Actinopteri, Syngnathiformes, Syngnathidae. Bases 15 to 1379 code for a protein of 454 amino acids. The transcript is spliced from 4 exons. Gene Ontology annotation, biological process: regulation of transcription by RNA polymerase II. Gene Ontology annotation, molecular function: RNA polymerase II cis-regulatory region sequence-specific DNA binding; DNA-binding transcription factor activity, RNA polymerase II-specific.
AUUUUCGUUGCUCCAUGGCUGCGACACUGGCGAUGAGCGGAGGCGGCGGCGGGCACGAGGAGCCCUUCUACCCGUUGCACAAGGCGUCCUUGCCCGCAGGAUUUCACCUGGAGGACUUCGGCUUGGAGUGCAAGAUCGGCGACUCGGACAGAGGCGGACACAGCGUCUACACACAGGCAAAGUGUGAGAUGGACCGCUAUCUCUCCCCACAGCCGCUUCCAGACACUCAGAAGUCCCAAAGAGACGGCGCCACAGGGGUGGAUCACUUCUUCGGAGAGGACCACACGGGGUCUCCGUACACCCUCAACAUGAAUCUCUUCUUCCCCGAUGUGGCCUACCCGAGGUCGGGCUUGGCCCAGCCGCCGCGGCCACCUCAGCCGGACGGGGACCUCGUCCAGGUCAAGAGGGAAUCGGCGGCGUCGUGCUUCUCUCAGAACCUCCAGGUGCCCACGAGUAGCUGCGGCGCCAUGGAAACCAACAUGGCGGGGUUGCCCGACUUCACCAGCGCUUUCAAUCAACCGGGCGGCGAGGCUCUACCGGAGGUGUUCAUCAAACAGGAGAUGUCGUCGCCGUUCGAGCAGCAGCUGCACCAGCACGACGGCGGCGCCUCGCUCUUCCAGCUCCUGAUCUCCGGUUUGGAGCAUCACCAUGGCGACGGCAUGGAGGCUCACCAUCAUCAUGACCCUCAGCAGCAGCACCAGCAGCAGCUUCCACACUCCACCGUCCGCACGCCCUUCUGUACCACCCAACAAGAUCAGACUGCUAAGUCUUCUUUCUGCGGCGGGGCCCCUUACUCGCGCCCGCACGCCCACUUCUUCCAACAGCAGCCCUACCUGCCGCCCUCGCCGCCCAGCUCCGAGCCGGGCAGCCCCGACAGGCAGAAGGAGCUCCUCCACACCAUGUCGCCGCCGCCCUCGUACGCGGCCACCAUCGCCUCCAAGCUGGCGGGCGGCGGCCCCGGACUGGCGCCCGAUGCCAUGGCGCUGCCCCUCGCUUCGGGCGCCGCUCCCGCAGUCCCGGGACAAGCCGCGCCGCUGCCCCACGCCCCCGCGGCCACGCAGGCCCUCACCGCCGCCCGCUACAACCGCAGGAACAACCCGGACUUGGAGAAGCGACGGAUCCACCACUGUGAUUAUCCAGGCUGCAAGAAGGUCUACACCAAGUCGUCCCAUCUGAAAGCCCACCUCAGGACCCACACGGGUGAGAAGCCUUACAGGUGCACGUGGGACAGCUGCGACUGGCGCUUCGCCCGCUCCGACGAGCUGACCCGCCACUACCGCAAACACACGGGCGCCAAGCCCUUCCAGUGCCCCGUGUGCUCGCGUUCCUUCUCCCGCUCGGACCAUCUGGCCCUGCACAUGAAGAGGCACCAGAACUAACACUUGACCAUGCGGAAAGCACUCGCUCAUGACAUUUUGGGGGUUUGUUCUUUUGUUAAUUUUUUUCCCUCCCUCCGCCGAUGGGGAAGGUCUCGCCGACUCCCACUGGUGGUGCAGGAGCAACUGGAAUGAGCUUCAGAUACACUCAAUACAGACUGGGGAAAUAAAAAGGUCGUAGUCCUUUUAUGACUGGAAUGAUAAGCACUUAACCCGUGUCUGGUGUGCGAAACUAGGCAGCACGAUGGCCGAGCGGUUAGCACGUUUUCCUCACAGUUCUGAGGUUCGGGGUUCGAAUCUCAGCUCUGUUCUACCUGUGUGGAGUUUGCAUGUUCUCCGAGUACUCCAGGUUCCCCCCACAUUCCAAAAACAUGCAUGUGCGGUUCAUUGAAGACUCUAAAUUGUCCAUAGGUGUGAAUGUGAGUGUGACUGCUUGUUUGUCUUAACUACUCGCAAAACGUUUGGGAUAUUCACCUUUCGGGUGAAAUUGCAGGAUGAACCUAAAAUACACUGUAACCUUUACAGGUGAACUUAAUUUGAUGUUCAAUAUUUCUGUGCUUAUUGUGCAACUUGAGGUUGCCUCAAAAUUCACAACAGAUGUUGACAAUCAACAACAAAAUUAACCUUUGAUAGCGUCAAACACGAUGUUCCUGGAGGGAAGUGGCCACUGAAAUAGAGUCACCAGCAGGUUACCACAGAGGUACAGAGAGACUGGAAGAGUCACAGAAAGGCAUAAAGUGAACGUCCUUGGCCAGGGCGUAUUUAGUCAUUUGGUGACCCAAGGCAAACCCAGUCGUCCUCAAUCCUCCAAAUCCACGUACGCCAAAUUAAUUUUGAACAUUAACUUUUAUCAACUAAAAAGUGUGGAAUUUGAGAAAAUUGUAUUUACUGAGCUAGAUAAAAUCCUUCUUGGGGAUUAUUAUAUAACAAGUGAAUCAUGUAAUCUUUUAAUGUAAUUGAUAAGAACAUCAAUCAACAUUUAAUAUAGUUUACCAUUUCAAUAUUACUCUUACUUACCACUGCUGCAUCCUCCUCAGCUAACACCGACAGCAGUGCUAAUGCCAGCGGAACGAGCGUCUGGCUCUUGCUGUUGGUUAUGCACAUUCGGUGUCAGUUGAAAAGGUUGAAACCUUAGGUGGUUUUUAUUAUUAUUAUUAUUAUUAUUUUUGUAAAGUUUUAAGGUUAUAGUGCAUUUUUGGUUCAUCUAGAAAUUUCACCUGAAAAUCUUUUUUGGUGAGUGGUGUAUAUGUGCCCUACGAGUGGGUAGCGACCAGUUGAGGGUGUACCCCGCCUCUCGCCCAAAGUCACCUGGGAUAGGCUCCAGUCGACCUUAAUGAGGAUACGCGUUAUAGAAAAUGGACGGAUGGAUGUGCGAAACUAGUCAAGCCAAAUCAUAUUUUGUUACCUCCUAGAACUGGAAUAUCCAGAUUGGGCUUCUUUAUUCAUUUAUUUGUUUUUUUGUUUAUUUUGAACCAAAUCCUUUGGUUUGCACUAGAAAUUGGUAAUACAGAAAAACGAAUGAGUAAAAACUAAACUGCUGGACGAUCAAUGUGUCGGGGAUGGAAGAAAGGGAAAAAGUGGGCGGACAUAUGGAAGGAUUUAUUUUUUAUUUUUAUUUUGCCAAGAGGGAGGCUGCUUAAGAGCAGCAAUUAGCUGAUCAAUUAUUCAUUUUGUCUUUUAGCGAAGCAGACACGAACACGAGCAGCUUGAAAAACACUCCCACUUCCCAUGUCAUUUGGUAUGUUCUUGAACCAAAGCCUGUCGUCAUCUCCACCUUUAUUAAAAAGUGCCUCUAUAUAGUCUGGUUUGUGGUGAAUAAAUUGUAGCAGAGCUGUGAUGCACUGAGACUUUAAAACAAUCACGGUGCUGUUUUUUGUUUAUACUGUCACAACAGAAGACAUCAAAUGUUUCCUCAGCCGAUGUGCAAAUCAGUCCAAAAUGUUGUCGGUCGUGUGUGUGUGUGUGUGUGUGUGUGUGUUCAUCCACAGCAG